Messenger RNA from Pipra filicauda (Wire-tailed manakin), 3591 nucleotides. It is a transcript of the gene CHSY1, whose product is annotated as chondroitin sulfate synthase 1. The coding region runs from base 27 to 2387 and encodes 786 amino acids. The record is from RefSeq and is a predicted model, not a curated record. Lineage: Eukaryota; Metazoa; Chordata; Aves; Passeriformes; Pipridae. The transcript is spliced from 3 exons. Gene Ontology annotation, molecular function: glucuronosyl-N-acetylgalactosaminyl-proteoglycan 4-beta-N-acetylgalactosaminyltransferase activity. Gene Ontology annotation, cellular component: Golgi cisterna membrane.
GCUGUGAGCAGCGGGGCCGGGCGGGCAUGGCGGGCCGCGGCCGCCGCGCCUGGCUCAGCGUCCUGCUGGGGCUGGUGCUGGGCUUCGUGCUCGCAUCGCGCCUCGUCCUGCCCCGCGCCUCCGAGCUGGCGGCGGCGGCGCGGCCCCACCGAGCCCGCCCGCAGGGCUGCCGCCCGCCGCCCGCCGCCGCCGCCGCCGCCCCGCCGCGCCGCCCCGGCCCGCCGGCUCAGAGCUUCCUCUUCGUGGGGGUCAUGACGGCGCAGAAGUACCUGCGGAGCCGCGCCGUGGCCGCGCACCGAACAUGGUCCAAAACCAUUCCUGGCAAGGUCGAGUUCUUCUCCAGCGAGGGUUCGGACACCUCUAUUCCCAUCCCCAUCGUGCCGCUUCCAGGUGUAGACGACUCUUACCCACCCCAGAAGAAAUCUUUCAUGAUGCUCAAAUACAUGCAUGACCACUACUUGGACAAAUACGAAUGGUUUAUGAGGGCUGACGACGACGUUUACAUCAAAGGGGACAAACUGGAGAACUUCCUCAGGAGCCUGAACAGCAGCGAGCCGCUCUUCCUGGGACAGACCGGGCUCGGCACCACGGAGGAGAUGGGGAAGCUGGCACUGGAACCAGGCGAGAACUUCUGCAUGGGGGGGCCAGGAGUGAUCAUGAGCCGGGAGGUGCUGCGGAGGAUGGUGCCCCACAUCGGCGAGUGCCUGCGGGAGAUGUACACGACCCACGAGGACGUGGAGGUGGGGAGAUGCGUGCGGAGGUUUGCGGGAGUGCAGUGCGUGUGGUCCUACGAGAUGCAGCAGCUGUUCUACGAGAAUUAUGAGAAGAACAAAAAGGGCUACAUCCGAGACCUGAGGAACAGCAAAAUACACCGAGCUAUAACACUGCACCCCAAUAAGAACCCCCCGUACCAGUACAGGCUUCACAGCUACAUAUUGAGCCGCAAGAUAGCGGAGCUGCGCCACCGGACUGUGCAGCUGCACCGGGAGAUCGUCCUGAUGAGCAAAUACAGCAACACUGAAAUCCACAAAGAAGACCUGCAGCUGGGGAUGCCGCCCUCCUUCAUGCGAUUCCAGCCCCGCCACCGCGAAGAGAUCUUGGAAUGGGAGUUUCUUACAGGAAAAUAUUUGUAUUCAGGUGCCGACGGGCAGCCCCCGCGGAGAGGAAUGGACUCAUCUCAGCGUGAAGCGUUGGAUGACAUCGUUAUGCAGGUCAUGGAAAUGAUCAAUGCCAACGCUAAGACCCGGGGGAGGAUCAUAGAUUUCAAGGAAAUACAGUAUGGCUAUCGCAGGGUGAACCCCAUGUAUGGAGCAGAGUACGUUCUGGACUUGUUGCUCCUGUACAAGAAGCACAAGGGGAAGAAGAUGACGGUCCCUGUCCGGAGGCACGCGUACCUGCAGCAGACGUUCAGCAAGAUCCAGUUCAUGGAGCACGAAGAGAUGGACGCCAAAGAGCUGGCCAGCAAAAUCAACCAGGAUUCUGGAUCCUUGUCUUUCCUCUCCAACUCGCUGAAGAUGUUCGUUCCCUUCCAGCUCAGCAGAUCCAAAGCAGAGAGGAAGGAGCUCAAAGACAAGAAGAUCAACAUCCUGAUUCCUCUCUCUGGGCGUUUUGACAUGUUCGCAAGGUUCAUGGGGAAUUUUGAAAAGACGUGCCUCAUUCCAAACCAGAAUGUCAAGCUGGUUGUCCUGAUUUUCAACUCCAACUCCAACCCUGACAGAGUGAAGCAGAUCGAUCUGAUGAGGGAGUACCGCUCCAAGUACCCCAAGGCUGACAUGCAGGUUCUUCCCGUGUCGGGGGAGUUCUCGAGGGCACUGGCUCUGGAAGUCGGAUCUUCUCAGUUCCAGAACGAGUCUUUACUUUUCUUCUGUGAUGUUGACUUAGUGUUUACUGCGGAAUUCCUCCAGCGGUGUAGAGCCAAUACAGUUUUGGGUCAACAAGUGUAUUUUCCCAUCAUUUUUAGCCAGUAUGAUCCAAAGAUUGUUUAUAGUGGAAAGGUUCCUAGUGACAAUCAUUUUGCCUUCACCCAGAAAACAGGUUUCUGGAGGAACUAUGGCUUUGGUAUCACCUGUAUUUACAAGGGUGAUCUUCUUCAAGCAGGUGGCUUUGAUGUCUCCAUCCAAGGUUGGGGCCUUGAAGAUGUAGAUCUAUUUAACAAAGUCAUUCAAUCUGGCUUAAAAAUUUUCCGAAGCCAAGAAAUUGGAGUAGUCCACGUGCAUCACCCUGUUUUUUGUGACCCUAAUCUUGAUCCAAAACAAUAUAAAAUGUGCUUGGGGUCCAAAGCUUCAACUUAUGGGUCCACACAACAGCUGGCUGAAAUAUGGUUUGAAAAAAAUGACCCAAAUUUUGGGAAAAGCAGCAAUACUAAUGGCUCAGUGAGGACAGCCUAAUGUCCAGCUAUGCUGGAAAAGACUUUUUUUUUAAUUAUCUAAUUUAUUUUUGGGAAAAUGAUUUUUGAUAAUUCACUUUUAAAAGACCACACAGGAUAUAUUUUAGAAAUCAUCGUUGUUUUCUUACAAAGCGCUCGUUUCGAGAAGAACAAGGCCCUUGGGUUUUUUUUGUUGUCGUGUUUUUGGUUUUGAACAAAACUGUGAUCAAUAUUUGCCUUCAGACAAAACAAAAUAAUUGUUUAAGAGUUAUCUGACCAAUCAGCGGAAAUCUGACUUGAAUUAGAAUUUCCUUAUGAACAAAAGAUUGUUUCCUGCCGUUUCCUUUGCCGUCUUCGUUGCUGGGAUUCUGUAAAUUGGGACCUGAGCGUGCAAAGCCAAGUGACAAAACGCUGUGUCUAAAUGUUUUGGUGUGACUGCUGCCGUGCAAAGAUUCUGCUCCUUUGGUUCAGCAUAGCCAUGAAUUUUCAGUUUGUGUUAGACCAAACCAAACCGCCGUGGCGAUGAGAAGGGUGGUAGUCGCACGAGGGGGUUUUUCCUAAUUAUUUCCUGAUUAUUUCAGUUUAAAAAUACACUUCCACUUAUUAUGGGCAGGCGACUCCAAGGGAGGGAAGGAAGUAAGCGCAACCCGUGAUCCGGUUAGUCCCUGUAGAAAUUGUUGUGGUUUAUAUUUGGUCCAUAUAUGGACGGAAUGUUUUAGGAAUCCGUGGUGGGUUCUGUGUAUUGUCCUCAACCGCUGUCCUAGAGCUGAGCGAUGCGACCAAGAAAUGCUGAGGUGUGAUGUGGGAGGGGAAGAGGCUGGGAAAUGGAAAUCUCUUGCAGCCAAAUGGCAGCACGCAGCGAACAGUCCAAGAUUCCUGAAAAUAACUUGGAAAAGUCCUCUGCACCGAGUGUCCUGCGCCCGAUUGCAUCGACUUUGUUCGGUCAAUUACAUGAUGUUAAUGGGAACAAUUAUUACAUUUGAUUACUAGUUUUGUUUUGGGAUUAUUUUUUUCUGUAUCUUCUAGACCGUUAAUUUAUUUAAUAUCCAUUGUUUUAGAUUCUUGACCUUUCCUUGAAUAUCUGUUAGUCAUUUUAAUAUUUUAUAUAUAUAUAUAUGUGUGUGUAAAUAUAUAUAUAUAUAUUAGGAAUGUAUUGCAUCUUCUCACUGAUAAGGUAGUGUACAUCAUACUUAUAGUAAAUGAUCUCCAAAGAUUACUUUCUAAAA